Messenger RNA from Leopardus geoffroyi (Geoffroy's cat), 1122 nucleotides. RefSeq names its product R3H domain containing like (gene R3HDML). The record is from RefSeq and is a predicted model, not a curated record. The transcript has 6 exons. The coding region runs from base 181 to 939 and encodes 252 amino acids. NCBI's taxonomy places the organism in Eukaryota, Metazoa, Chordata, Mammalia, Carnivora, Felidae.
GCCGGGACGUCAGAUGCCAUCAGCUCCCAGGGGACCGUUAAAGUCGCCGCGCUGCCAGGCGGGCCAGGGUGUCUGCAGAGGUCCCUGCCUCCUCGACGCCCGCUGCAACCCGCCUGGGCUGCCCGGCCUGGGCAGCCGGCGCUGACUGCACGAGGUGACGCGUGACCCUUCCAGCCAGCUAUGCCCCUGCUGCCCAGCACCGUGGGCCUGGCAGGCCUGCUCUUCUGGGCAGGCCAGGCAGUGAACGCCUUGAUGCCCAAUGCCACCCUGGCACUGGCCCGGACCGAGGGCACAGCCAUGUGGCCCCUGAGUGGCCUGGGGGUGCCCCGGUACCGGCGGAAGCGCCACAUCUCUGCCCGGGACAUGAGUGCCUUAUUGGAUUAUCACAACCACAUCCGGGCCAGUGUGCACCCACCUGCGGCCAACAUGGAGUAUAUGGUCUGGGACGAGCGGCUGGCCAGGUCUGCCGAGGCCUGGGCCACCCAGUGCAUCUGGGCCCACGGGCCCUCACAGCUGAUGAGACACGUGGGCCAGAACCUGUCCAUCCAUUCUGGCCGGUACCGCUCGGUGGUGGACCUCGUCAAGUCUUGGUCUGAGGAGAAGCGGCAUUACUCGUUUCCGGCCCCCAGGGACUGUCGCCCACAUUGCCCCUGGCGCUGCAGCGGCCCUGUCUGCUCCCACUAUACCCAGAUGGUGUGGGCAUCCUCCAAUCGGCUGGGCUGUGCCCUCCACACCUGUGGCAGCAUCAAUGUCUGGGGCAACACCUGGCGUCAGGCAGUGUACCUGGUCUGCAACUACGCCAUUAAGGGCAACUGGAUCGGCGAGGCACCAUACAAGAUGGGGCGGCCGUGUUCUGCCUGUCCCCCAAGUUACCAAGGCACCUGCAGUAGCAACAUGUGUUUCUCUGGACUCAAAUCCAAUAAGCUUCUGUGGUUCUAAAUUUCCCCCGGGCCCUGGCGGCGCCUCUGGCCUCCUCCAGAGGAUCACUUCCCAAAGACCAGGUCAAAGAAUAAUUGUUUUUUUAAAGGACAUAAUUGGGCUCACUCCACUGAUCUGAAUUUUCCCUCCUGACUCCUUCCAUUCCCAAAAUGUCCAGCAUAUGCCUGAAGAAAACAACCUUUU